GGGCUCGAUUCUCGGAUGGAACUAUAUAAACCUUCCGGAGAACUUUCGGUCAGCACAGUUGAGCCAGAUCCUUCAGUCAGAACAUUUAAUUUAGAUCAUUAGAUUCUGAUCUCACUAGAGUUUCCUGCAGUUAAACGAUGGCUAUCAAAUUCCUAGCAGUUUUCGCCCUCCUGGCUGUGGCCAGCGCUCAGCACUAUGAUCCACACUACUAUCACCAGCAGCCACAGCAUUAUCAACAACCAGCCUACGUCAAGACCGUCCAACCAGCCAUCGUUAAGACCAUCCAGCCAGCUCUAGUGAAGACCGUGAAACACGUGGAAUAUCCGGAAGCUCCAGCUGAAUAUCAGUUCCAGUAUUCAGUCCAUGACGAGCACACCGGAGAUAUCAAGAGCCAACAGGAAGAACGUCACGGAGACGACGUCAAGGGGCAGUACACCCUGAUCGAUGCCGAUGGUCACCGUCGUAUUGUGGACUACACCGCCGAUGAGCACAACGGAUUCAAUGCCGUCGUCCGUCGGGAACCAAUCGAAGGACACAAGAUCGUCAAAACCAUUGCUCCAGUAGCCAAGGUCGUUGCCGCCCCUAUUCCAGUUGCCAAGGUCUACAGCCCGGUCCAGAAGAUCGUCGCUCCUCAGGUUCACUACAGCCAUCACGAACCUCAGUACCAGCAUCACUACUAAAGUUCAAAAAGGCACAAAACCGUUAGGCAAUGUACCAAGUGAUCAUCGGAUGUGUCGUCUCCUUCCCGACCAAUGAGAUAGCCAAUUCUCAUCGGUUAGCUGAAUCUCACUCUCACAAACUAGGUUUAAUUAAAUCUAUUGUAAAUAAAUAAAUUAUUCAAAUAUAACUGUUGAAACGAAA
Uranotaenia lowii is the source of this 861-nucleotide messenger RNA. Its product is annotated as larval cuticle protein A2B-like. The record is from RefSeq and is a predicted model, not a curated record. Gene Ontology annotation, cellular component: extracellular matrix. The transcript is spliced from 2 exons. The coding region runs from base 138 to 680 and encodes 180 amino acids. NCBI's taxonomy places the organism in Eukaryota, Metazoa, Arthropoda, Insecta, Diptera, Culicidae.